GCGGGGCCGGGAGUCGGCCCUGCCCUUGAGCGGCUCGGGGGCCGCCCGUGGCCUCGACAGCGCGGGGCUCUCCGCCCCAGCCCUUCCCGGGGGCACGGGCCGCGGUACUGUCCCCCCCCGCGCCGCCGCUUGCCCCCCAGACGGCUGCGGCAGGGCCGGGCGAGGAGCCGGUGAUUCUUGCCCGGGGUGACCCUCGCUCCCCCGCCGCGUCCCGGCGGGACCCUUUGCCCUGGAGGGCACCAUGGCCGGGCUCGGGCGACCGCGGGGCGAGCGGCAGGCGGGCAACGGGCUGGGCAGCAUCCUCGACGUGCUGUUGGCCAACGCCAGGCUGGUGCUGGGUGUCAGCGGUGGGGCUGUGCUCGCCAUCGCCACGCUGGCCGUCAAGCGGCUGAUAGACCGAGCCACCAGCCCUCGCGAUGAAGGCGACCCUAAGGCUGAGCAGAAGAUGCUGGAGGAGAGCUGGCAGGACUUGGCCUUGAUCAAGGCAACACCAAAACCCCCCAAGAAGCAGAGAAGGGAAGACCUCAGCCAGCCUCUACUCCCUCCGGUUCAGCCACCGGCACCAGAGACUCCUCAGGUCAAAUCCAUCUGCCUCACACUGCAGGAGAAGCUCCUCUCGCACUACAGCAGCUGGCUGGCCGUGCCUGAGGUGCAGGUGUCCAUCGCCCCACAGCUGGCCAGGAGCAUCGGCACCCAACUGCAGAACUUCUUGUGGAGCAAGUGCCCAGAGAUGCCCUUUGGCAGACUCUUCCUCAGCGGUCCUCUGCUCGAUGGCCUCGGAGCUCUGGCAGCUGACCAUAUCCACCUCAUGCUGCCGGUGGUCCUCGACACCGCGCUGUGGAGCCUUAUCCCGGGAGAGGACACCGUGGUGAGGAACCCCCAGUACUGGCUGAUCAAGAGGACUGAUCUGGAGUAUUUCCCUCGUGGGUGCAGCCCCUGGGACAGGUUCAUCGUGGGCCAGUACCUCUCCUCCAAUGUGCUUAAUGAGACCCUCCACAAGAUGCUGGUGGCCUCCAUCAACUGGCCUGCCAUAGGUAACCUGCUGGGGAGCGUCAUCUACCCGGUCGUGGCCUCCCAGGAGCUGAGGCUGGAAGUCAAACAUGAUCAGGUCGAGCUGAGCAUAACCCUCUUCCCAGUGGUGGAAAUGGAGGGCAAGGUUCUUCUAGCUGUUCCUCCUGAAGGACUGGUGGAAAACCUCUGGCUUGAGAGCUUUUACAAGGCAGAGGUCUCAAAGGUGAAGGAGCUGGAUGCAGCUGAUGCUGGGGCUCGACAGCACUGCCUCCGCAUCCUGAACGGCAUCUGCAAGAGCCAUCCUGCCCUGCACAAACUGAGCGGCAGCCCCUUGACCCAUGUCAUUCUUCACCUCAGUGCCACCAGUUCAGACUGGGCAGAAGAAAGCCUUGCUGACAGGUUCCAGCAGGUGCUUGAGGAGCUGGUAGGCUACCUGGAGAAAGGGGUCCUGCCUUCCUAUUUCAACUGCAAAAUCAACCUCUUCUGUGAGCUGUUGGAAGAGGAAAUCGAUGAGAUGGGCUUCCUGCUUUACAGGGCCAUAUCGGAGCCAGAGCUCCUGCUGAGGGAGAAAUGACUGGGGUGUUGAGAGCUCCCGAACAUGGGGUGUUCCUCGCCCAUCUGCUGCUCCUCGCUGCGAGGAUUGUGAUGGUUCUAGUUGAGUAGUCAGUAAGAGGCAAAGUUCUUGCACUUUAAGAGAAAAAAAAUAUAUUUAAUGUUUGAAUAAAAUGUGUCUGAGUGGAGGUGAGCGUUGGCGUAUGGAGCCUCUGGCUGGGAGGCUCCGCCAAACCCGGGGUGGGUGCAGCCCAUACCUCGAGCACCUUCAGGUGAGUCCCAUCCACUGGGCAUUGCGAGCCAACACAAAGCAUGUUUGGUCUCUGGUUCCCAGUGUCCCCUGCCUGUCCCAGCCGUCAGGUUCCCCUGUGCUCUGAGACCAGCUGGAACUGGAGAAGAGCAGUUCCUUGCUGCUGCUGUGUUCUGCAGCAUGCUGGGUGGGUCCUUGCACCAGCACCCAACCGGUCUUACUGUGCCAUCCCCUCAAGCCAGCCUUUGGGACAGGGUGGGAGCCUUAUCCUUCUGUAGCAUGUUGCCAAUCUGAAAUAAAGCCCCAGCGAUGACCUGGGUGGUUGUCUGGGCACUUGAAGGUACAGCCAUAGCAAGCGGGGCUGGGGGUUUAUUCUUUGGAAACCCUUUCAGCUGCCAAAAGGGGCGAGCUGAGCCCUACCUCUUCAUUCUGCCAGUAUUGGCUCUGUCCCGAGGAAGGGGCGUGCUUCCAGCACGGACCUGGGGCUUCGUGGCCCUUGUCCCACACGGUGUUUUGCUGGAAGAUGUCCUGAAAAAGACGGAGGCAGGAAGAGAGCUGCUGACUCCUGGGAGGCUCCUGGAAUUGGUCCCUUAGUGGAGGCUGCAGCAGUGCUGUGUGUCCCCUCCCCGGUAGGUAGGUUGCUGCCAGCGCCCAUCUGGGGGUACUCGCUGCUCUGCAGUGUCCCCUUCCAGUCUGUCCAGUGACCUUUUCACACAUGUAUCGCUGCUGUCUUGAGGUCCUGUCCUGGAGCUCCAGGGUAUGGGGCAGGAAAGUAGGACAGAAACGAUGCUCUGAGCAGAGCACUUGCAAGAACUGAAACUGUUCAUGCUUUUUAUUAAGAAGGUAUGUUUUGUUUGGGUAUUUUGUUUUGUUUUUUUUCCUUUGAGUGGCUGCUAGUAAGCUUUGGUUCUGGCCGUAGCCCCAGGGAGAUGAAAUGUAUUCAUGUAUUUAAUGGGAAGAGCUAGGUUUGCACAGUGGUGGAGGUGGAGAAGUCCUGUGGACUUCAAUGUGAGCAGCUGUUGCGGUUUACUUUUCUUUACAGCUAUCAUCUUGUUUAUGGGAGGAAAAAACGCACUGCUUUUCUUCCCAGUCUGAGGAUUGCUUACUUUGUUCCUCCAAACCACUUCCGAGGUGUUAGUGAUGAGAAUAAACCUUCCCUGUGUAUAUUGGUU
Messenger RNA from Falco peregrinus (peregrine falcon), 2985 nucleotides. It is a transcript of the gene MIEF2, whose product is annotated as mitochondrial elongation factor 2. Gene Ontology annotation, biological process: positive regulation of mitochondrial fission; mitochondrion organization. Gene Ontology annotation, cellular component: mitochondrial outer membrane. Lineage: Eukaryota; Metazoa; Chordata; Aves; Falconiformes; Falconidae. The record is from RefSeq and is a predicted model, not a curated record. Bases 242 to 1585 code for a protein of 447 amino acids. The transcript has 4 exons.